ACACCGGCGGCGGCCAGAGGCAGACGCAGACGCUGCUAGCGCUAGCGACUCGCAACUUCCCCUCACACACACCCGCAGCACCGCCGCCCCGGACAAGGGACAACCAUGGCGUCGUCGAAGCUGCAGCUGCCGGCUGACGACAGCGUCCUCCUGCUCGUCACCCACUCCAAUCUCUCCACCUUCGCAGCCGACAUCCGCGUCUCGCAACAGACCACCGUCGAGGCGCUCAAGGACAAGCUCUGGCGCAAGACCGGCACCGCCGUCGCCUCCAUGCGUCUCCAGCUCCGCGACGACACCGGCGCCAAGAUCGCCGACCUCGAUGACGACGCCGCGCCGCUCGCGGCCUACGCCCCCUACAACGGCUACCGGAUCCAUGUUGUUGAUCUCGAUCCUUCCUCACUCACCUCGGGUGGCUGGUUGGAAGACACUUCCCUUGUCGACAAGUACAAAAUGUCCGAUGAAGCAUACGAUAAGCUCGACACUAACUUUCGAAAAUUCAAAGAAAAGAUGGUCCCGAAAAACUCUCCGUCAGAGGAUAAAGAACAAUUAGAAAAGCAUAUGGAGGAACUAUGCUCCAAAAUCAAGGUGGGAGAUAGAUGUGAAGUCGAACCUGGUGCCAAGAGGGGCACUGUAAAAUUUGUUGGUAGAGCUGAAGCCCUUGGACGUGGAUUCUGGGUUGGAGUGCAAUAUGAUGAGCCACUUGGAAAGCAUGAUGGCAUGGUGAAAGGCAUUCGCUUCUUUGAGUGCCCUCAAGGUCAUGGGGCAAUUGUGAGACCAGAGAAAGUAAAGCAGGUUGGCGACUUCCCGGAGAGAGACCCAUUUGAAGAUGACGAGAUAUAGGCAACCGAGGAGGGGUGCAUGUGCAUUUGAAAAGGGUGGGAGGUCCUUGUUGAGUUGCAUUCGAAACGUGUGUAAAAUUAAUUUGGAGAUUUGAGUGCGCGCACUUGCUGUUACUAUCUUGUUAGUUACGUACUCUCUUCAUCCCAAAUUGUAAGUUAUUUCAAAAAUCUUGGAGAGUCAAAGCAUUUUCACGUUUGAUCAAAA
Messenger RNA from Sorghum bicolor (sorghum), 1044 nucleotides. RefSeq names its product tubulin-folding cofactor B. Bases 106 to 840 code for a protein of 244 amino acids. Gene Ontology annotation, biological process: cytoplasmic microtubule organization; tubulin complex assembly; post-chaperonin tubulin folding pathway. The record is from RefSeq and is a predicted model, not a curated record. The transcript has 7 exons. Gene Ontology annotation, molecular function: alpha-tubulin binding; microtubule plus-end binding. NCBI's taxonomy places the organism in Eukaryota, Viridiplantae, Streptophyta, Magnoliopsida, Poales, Poaceae. Gene Ontology annotation, cellular component: microtubule plus-end; cytoplasm; nucleus.